AAGAGGUAUAUCGUCAAAAAAUCAACUUACCGACUGCAAUUGAUGAUAACAACUUAUCGACUAUACUCGGAUGAUAAUCAAGAAUAUAUGUAAAUAAUUUAAUCACACAAUGAGAAUUAAAACAAAUAAAAUAGCUUUAUUAAUCUUUAAUACAGAUGAAUUACAAUUUUAAAAUUAAAGGUAUUUCAUACAAAAAAAGUUUAUUCUGAACGUACUGAUGAUUUGAGGUUAGUGAAACCUGUCUUAAAUCUUGUCUUCCUCCACUUGCAACUGCUUUUUCUGGAAUAAUUCAUAUUCCAAUUAGAUUACAGGCCUUGUGAAAACGUACCUCAAAGGUGCUAGUCCAUUUUAAAAUAAAACAAGUAAAAAGCUAUUGAGAGUACUUCUCACAAGUGAAUAGUGUGUCCGAGAGUGACUGUCAGAGAGCAUGAUUCCUCUCAGAGAGCAGUUCUGUGGGAACUUGCUUUGAAAUUGAGACAUCAUAAUACUAUCAGAGAGCUACUCUCGAAAUACGAACUAGGUUCAGAAGCGAUCGCUGGUGCACAAGUUGAAUUUUUGAAUACAGCAAUCUCUUGAAAAUGACCGCACGAAAGGAAUGGUCAAGAGAGGAGACCUUCAGCCUGAUCAGUAUUUAUAAGAAGAAUUCAAUGCUAUGGAACCUAAAAGACAGCGAAUAUAGAAACAGAGAUAGAAAGAAUAAAACAAUACAUGAAAUAGCAGUAAAAUUUCGAUGUUCAUCGGAGGAGAUACAACGAAAAUUGCAUAAUUUAAGAAACCAGAUGUCACAAGAAUUAAGAAAGAUGAUAAAAAAGAAAGACAGGAAUGGAUCGGCUGAGACAGACGUUUCUAACUGGCCAUACUUUUCUGCUUUAAAGUUUUUAAUUCCUGUACUUUGUACAAAUAUGACGCAGUCCUCACUCGUACAGGCAUCAGCGUCUAUUCUCGAAAGAACCGAGGCAGAGAAAUAUGCAGUCGAUAAGGAUGCAGAAAGCGAAGAGGAAGAGAAGAGAAUACUGCCGACACAGAAAAAGCGUAAACACGAAGAUGAUAAUAUUAGGGAUCAAUUGUUCAAGUUGGCAUUCGAAACGAUUGUAAAACAACCUGACGAUUAUGAUAAAUUUGGACAAUACGUUGCGUUGGAAUUAAAAGCAUUAAAAUCAGACUUUAAUAAAGCUAGAUUAAAAAGUGAAAUACGAAAAAUAAUCGUCCGCAUCGCAGAUGAAGAUCUCUAUGGAACUACUUCAAAUACGUCUUCAUCUAUUUCGGACGUAGAGAUGAUUAUGAAAGCAAGUAUACAUAGCGAAGCAGAACUUCUCUCUCCUCCAAUGCCAAAGAACGACUGAUUUGUUUGAGGUCGAAUUCUACCUUCUUGAACAUCUCUUAAUUAUAGUAUAUGAAACCAUCUUAAAUUGCGGUAACGAAAAUAACAUGGACGCUUCAAUUUGAAGAUCUGUUUGAAUUUUUUAUAAGUGAUUAAAAUAUUGCCUGCUAGAAUUCACCUAUAAGGUUGUAUUAAAUGUUUUCAAUACUAUAAGUAAUUUGCAUUUAGGAUUAUUAGCAUAAUAUAAUUUACUUAUAAAUUAAUUGAAAUGACAACCGCCAACCAUGUGAUAAUCCCAACCAUAACAUGAUUCAUUUUUAAGGUUAUAUAUUAGUUUUUUUUCAAACACUUACCAGUAUUAUCGGCACAAUUUAUAACUGCACCAACUGGUAAACCCAGUGAUAUCCUAAAUUUUGCUCCGGCUGAACCACCACGUCCUUAAAGAAUAAUAAUUUCAUGUUAAUUGUUGCUAUCAGCGGACACGUCCGACACGGUAUUUGUCUCCAAUACAAUCAUCAAUUUUUCCAACUUGCAUCAUUAUUAAACAAAAACUUUUUCCAUUGUUGUCCACCCCAAACAUUUGUUCAACGUUCGCGUAUCUCAUUUCGAAUACAUAACUUAUUUUUACACGGAUUUCUUUAGAUUCCUCGUCAUCUUUGAAAACAACUUACCUCUCUUCGACAUCUUGCUGUGUUUAAAA
Messenger RNA from Osmia lignaria (orchard mason bee), 2021 nucleotides. Lineage: Eukaryota; Metazoa; Arthropoda; Insecta; Hymenoptera; Megachilidae. The record is from RefSeq and is a predicted model, not a curated record.